AUGAACACCAUGUCAUCCACAAAUCCCCUCAGUGCGGGAUGCCGACGCGUAUUUGGCUCCGUCUUCUCACCCGCGUCACUCGAAGCUCGGCCACCACUCGCAUGCAGCUCCGACGAGCAGACCCCGAUCGCCUCCUUUCAUUCCACCUCAACGGUUCAAAACGAGUCCUUUGGAUCGGUUUACCAGCCGUCGAAUAACGCGUCAGACCGACAAACAUCGGACCAAGCCUGGGCUGCCGCGAAGGCCUUUCUGUGUGUACCGGACCGAGGGUUUGCGCCCAUUUACGAUUUCAGAAACACCGAUGGAAGCGAACUUUUAAAGGAAUGGAAUCGGCUCAGUCCUCCUUCAAAGGAGACUGGGGAGGCAUUGGCGUACUUGACUGCUGCGGCGCAACAUCGACAAUCGACUCAAAAGAAUCUGUUUGAUUGGUACCGCGAUGAGAUACAGAGGCAUUUCCUCAAAAACCUGCGGACCGGGCUCUUUAAACUUCUCGGCAGUUCUGAGAAGGAGGGCCUGUUAAGGACCAUUGUGGACUGUUUGCAGUUGGCCCGCCGAAUCUACUUUGCACCGAUCGUGCACUAUGUGAUGCCGCUCAUGGGAAAACCCCACCAAGGGCGCGUUUUAAUUGGAAUGCAAGCAAUCCUCCAUGCAGUCGUUACAUACUCCUUGCCUUGGGAAGACAUCUCAACCCUUCUGGCUAGCGACUUAUCACGAGAUGCGCUUGUUAUCCUAGGCAUUGAUACGCUGGUCGAGGAUUCAAGCCCAGAGAAUGCCAGUCAUGAUGAUAUGGAGGUAGAUCGACAGUACUCGGUCUCAUAUGAGGACUGGAAACAAAGCGACUCAGACACUCGUGCACAUAUAAUGACCGAGGGAGAGCCCCAGUCCGUGACUCAGGCUCGCGAUCAGCUUUUAGCCUUCUUGAAUGGCCUUCAACAGGUGGGACUAGGUGGUGAUAGGGCCCAGAAAGUGUUUGCAAGUGUAAUGAAUACAAUGUUGACCGAGUUCGUGCGCGCAGCAUACACUGGCGCGGCUUACAAUGGUCGGUGGGAGAGGCCGACGUCAGUUGCCCAACAUUUGAAACACUGGGUCGAAAACAUCUUCGCUCGGCUUGCAGUACAAGCGUUGGCUCUUAUUCGCAUGCCUCCCGUUGGUAAACCGUCGGCGGGCGAGCUGGAAGUCAGCUUUAGGGACGUGGAAAAGUGGCAGGAGAUCGCCAUUGCCCGAUUGGGUGCUCUUCGGACUAGUGAGCUUUUCGAUGUGAUUGUGGAAUGGCCUGUCAGCUCUGGUGCCAUUGAGGAUCUACGUCACUUUACGACGCAUCCCAACGCAAGAGCACAUGUCACACAGUCAUUCAUUGCCACCCUUAAUCAGCGCCUUUUACACCCUGGCGCCUCCACGGUUCAGAUUCUUCAGCUGUACAUCUCGAUCAUUCGAGCUUUCCACCUGUUGGACCCGAAAGGUGUGCUCCUUGAUCGAAUCGCUCGACCCAUUCGACGGUAUUUAAGGGAACGUGAAGAUACUGUGAGAGUGAUUGUCAGUGGCCUACUGGCAGAGCCAUCCGCCACUGCAGCCACCGAGGCAUCGUCACUGUCAUCGGGCGAUACCCUAGCAGAGCUGGCGACGGAGUUGACCAGAGCGCACCAGCUCUCCAUGAACCAAACCGAUAGCGAGCUUGAUUGGAAUGACAUGAACUGGAUGCCCGAUCCAGUUGAUGCCGCACCCGAUUAUCGAAAGGCCAAAAGCUCAGAUGUCAUUGACAGUCUUGUUAGCCUAUUCGACUCGAAAGAAACCUUCGUCAAAGAAUUGCAAACUCUUUUGGGCGAUCGUCUUUUACAGAAACGCGAGGAUUACGAUCAAGAGAUAUCGGUUCUCGAACUUCUCAAAGUGCGCUUCGGCGACUCGGCUCUACAGGCGUGCGAGGUCAUGCUUCGCGAUAUUUCUGACUCUCGUCGUGUCGAUGUCGUCGUACGUAACGACCAAGGAUUUAACAAACCUCCCUCGCGCAUGACUUCAAAACGACUUCCAAGACGGGAUAUCCCAGAGCUUCAUACCAAGAUCUUGUCCCGCUUCUUCUGGCCUGAGAUCCAAGAUCAGGAAUUCAAAGUCCCCCAAGAGAUUCUCUCCCUACAAGAGAAAUAUUCCGAGGGCUUUGAGGCUCUCAAACAGUCUCGCAAGCUGACAUGGCGUAACGGCCUCGGUCAAGUAACCGUUGAAUUAGAGUUGGGCGAUCGUUCAUUCGCGGAUGAAGUCACAACCUGGCAAGCCACAGUCAUCUAUGCCUUCCAAGACGAGUCCGACGAGCCCGUUACAAGAACCGCAGCUGAACUCGCCGAAACAUUAGAGAUGGCUGCUCCUCUUGUCCGCAGCGCUUGUCUAUUCUGGGUUAGCAAGCGUAUCCUCACAGAAGUCCAUCGCGACAGCUUCCGAGUCCUCGAAUACCUUCCCACGGACGAGGGACACGGUGCGGGAGGUGAGACUGGCUCGGUGGCCGGAGACGACGGUCAAUCUGGUGACGCAGAAAAUGCUGCUGCCGCUGCAGAAGCUGCGGCCGCCGCCGCCGCUAAAGAAACAGCUGAGGCGGCCGCUAUGGAGAAGAUGAACCUGUACUGGCAAUUCAUUGUUGGAAUGCUUACCAACCAAGGCUCUAUGCCUCUCCAGCGUAUUGUGAUGAUGUUAUCGAUUGUGGUUCCUGGAGGAUUCCCCUUUAGCCAUGAGGAGCUACGUGAGUUCUUGGCUGGGAUGGUGUCAAAGGGGAAACUGGAGAUUGUGAGUGGUGGUAGUUACAAGCUUUUGCAUUAG
Messenger RNA from Penicillium pulvis, 2799 nucleotides. RefSeq names its product anaphase promoting complex subunit 2. The coding region runs from base 1 to 2799 and encodes 932 amino acids. The transcript has 2 exons. Gene Ontology annotation, cellular component: anaphase-promoting complex. Gene Ontology annotation, biological process: ubiquitin-dependent protein catabolic process. NCBI's taxonomy places the organism in Eukaryota, Fungi, Ascomycota, Eurotiomycetes, Eurotiales, Aspergillaceae. The record is from RefSeq and is a predicted model, not a curated record. Gene Ontology annotation, molecular function: ubiquitin protein ligase binding.